Molecule: messenger RNA, 1140 nt
Organism: Paraglomus brasilianum
Lineage: Eukaryota; Fungi; Glomeromycota; Glomeromycetes; Paraglomerales; Paraglomeraceae
Source: the annotation of a GenBank genome assembly
AUGUUUGCAAUGUAUAAAGCAUCAAAUGCUGUUAAAACAAGUAACAAAGUAGCAAGUAAUGUUGCAAAUGAGGCAAAAAAAGCAGAAAUCAGUAACGAGGCGUUAGAAACAGACAGUUCUGUUUAUGUCGUUAAAAGCAUAAAAAGGCGAGCGCGCAAUAUUAUUGAUGCGAAUGAAAGAGAACAACAUGAGAGGGCGAAUAACAAAGACCGUAAUAAUGUUAUAUUGAAAUUCAAAAUGGUUAACCAAAAAAGAGAAACGCGUUAUGAAGAUAACGAGAAUAAUGUGAAAAAUAAGAACGAGCAAAUUAAUGAUGAACGUAAAGACGAUUGUACUCAAACGCACGAACUAGAAGAUGUAAAUAAAGCUGUACAAGAAGAGGUUGUAAACCCACCACAAACAGACAAAAUCUAUAAUUACACAAGCACAGUAGCAGAUGAAUUCAAAAACAAUGAUAAGGACUACGGCUAUCACGUUAACAAUAUUAACGAUAAUAACACCGAUGACAUUUUGGGAUAUUGUUUCGGCGGUUACCCGGACUAUAGAAGCGGUGGCUUCUUAUCCUCAAAUAUAAUUGGCGAUUGCGAAAGUCGACAAGCUCAAGUUGCAAACUGUGCAGAAAACGGGAAUGUUUCUAGUCCGGCAAUUCAUUACCGUGAUAUGUCUGAUGAUCAAAAAAUAUCUCCGGUGAUCGGUUCGUCCUCAUUGACGUUGCCGGAUUAUUCUCAUCUGGAAGACGUGGUUUAUUCGACAAGAUUACCUCAUAUCAUAAUGCAAGCGUUCGCUGCAGUGCACAGCCUCACAAUCGAACAGAUGAAUAUUUGGGCCCUCGCCGCCAAAUACCCCUUUCACAAACAUUUCUUAAAUACUCAGCGCCCAUAUAUAGAUUUAUGGGCUCAAAUAGCAAAACAUUUAAUGAAGGAACUUCUUGUCGGUAGGGGAGGAUCCAAGGCACCACCGACACUCCAAACUGCGGGUCUUGAUGCCAGUAACGCCCUUGCCGCAAGCAUUAUUAAAAAGACGCAAGGGAGCAAGAUAGAAUUGCAGAAACGGUGGAAGCCUGCAGCCAGGAUGAAGAUGUCGAUAAUGUCGUCUUUAGAAAUGCUUUACAGAAAUUCCUCCAACUUGCCCGGGAACUAA